AUAUGAGAAUUCGAAAGCAGUGGGAAGUGAUGUUGGACCUAUCACAGCAUUGCUAACAGACAGCCUAUUACAGUAUUUAAUAAAAACAGAAACAGCAUGCCUAUCAUAGGCUAAUAAAUUCUACCUCCUGCACGCUUUAAAAACAGUAUGAAGCAGCUUUAACGGAGCUUCUGAUAACUAAUUUCAAGCAUGGCUGUCUAGCGUGCCUGUCACUCCUAUUGUCCUCCCAAACUCUUUCAGACAUUUUGAGCAGAGAGUAUUAAAGCUAUGAGUUAGCAAGGGUUGUGACAUUAAUGGUCCAGAAAGGCUUUAGGCACGCGAGGCAAUGAUGAUUACCGGUGGCUACUUGGAGGACUGCACUGGAUCGCUGUCAUUAAAAAUUAAGCGUGGCUUUUGAGGAAGAUGUGACAACUACCGGAGGUCUUUCCGCCAUUCCUCCAGGACUUCUACCAUAAGGAAAGAAGCCCCUGGACCAACAUCCUCUAAGAUGUUUAUAUGGACCAGUGGCCGGAGCUCUUCAUCUUACAGACAUGAUGAGAAAAGAAAUAUUUACCAAAAAAUCAGGGACCACGACCUCCUGGACAAAAGGAAAACUGUCACAGCACUGAAAGCAGGAGAGGACCGGGCCAUUCUCCUGGGACUGGCCAUGAUGGUCUGCUCCAUCAUGAUGUACUUUCUGCUGGGAAUCACACUCCUGCGCUCAUACAUGCAGAGCGUGUGGACAGAAGAGUCUCAGUGCACCUUGGUGAAUGCGUCCAUCACAGAAACCUUUAAUUGCUCCUUCAGCUGUGGUCCGGACUGCUGGAAACUCUCUCAGUAUCCCUGCCUCCAGGUGUAUGUUAACCUGACAUCUUCUGGUGAAAAGCUCCUUCUCUACCACACAGAAGAGACCGUGAAAAUCAAUCAGAAGUGCUCCUAUAUACCUAAGUGUGGAAAAAAUUUUGAAGAAUCCAUGUCCCUGGUGAAUGUCGUCAUGGAAAACUUCAGGAAGUAUCAACAGUUCUCCUGCUAUUCUGACCCAGAAGGAAACCAGAAGAGUGUCAUCCUAACCAAACUCUACAGUUCCAAUGUGCUGUUCCAUUCACUGUUCUGGCCAACAUGUAUGAUGGCUGGGGGCGUGGUAAUCGUUGCCAUGGUGAAACUCACACAGUACCUCUCCCUGCUCUGUGAGAGGAUCCAGCGGAUCAAUAGAUAAAAGCAAAAUGGAUGAGAUCAUUUUCUUUAAAGCUCAAAUACUGUUUUCUUUCAUUCUUCACCAAAGAACCUUAAGUUUGUAAUGUGCAGUCUGUUAUGAGUUCCUUAAUAUAUUCUUAUACGUAGAGCAAUAAUGCAAAAGCUGUUCUAUAUGCAAACAUGGUGUCUUUAUUAUUCAGGAGAAGAAAUAACUGUUUUGUGUUGGUUAGUUGUUUUCAUAAUCUUCUUUUGAUGCUGGAACUAGUACUUCCUUCUCUCGUUCUGCCAAAACAGGGCUCAGUUAUUCAUUUGCCAAGCUUUGUGGAGGAAUGUAGACGAUAUCAACAUGAUAAAGUUUGUGUUCUCAAUUGUCA
Molecule: messenger RNA, 1547 nt
Organism: Mustela lutreola (European mink)
Lineage: Eukaryota; Metazoa; Chordata; Mammalia; Carnivora; Mustelidae
Gene: KCNMB2
Product: potassium calcium-activated channel subfamily M regulatory beta subunit 2
Exons: 5
Coding region: 488-1195 (235 amino acids)
Biological process (GO): detection of calcium ion; potassium ion transport
Cellular component (GO): voltage-gated potassium channel complex; membrane
Molecular function (GO): calcium-activated potassium channel activity; potassium channel regulator activity
Source: RefSeq, a predicted model, not a curated record